GUAUCGCCUCCUUCCAGAAAAUUCUAUAAAUGAGGUGCCCAUGGCACCAUGCUUAGGCUUGAAGAAGCAAACACAGAGCCUCUUCUUCUUCUCUCUUUUUCCAAACUGCUAAAAAUCACAAUGGCAGGACCUUCACUCGAGAGCAGCACCACCAUCAAAUUCUUAUACAGUUACGGCGGCAAAAUCCUCCCCCGUUAUCCCGACGGAAAGCUUCGGUAUCACGGUGGUCAAACUCGUGUACUCGCCGUUGACCGCUCCCUCUCUUUCACCGAAUUACUGGCGAAAUUUGGCGAAUUGUGUGGGAGUUCUGUGGGUUUACGGUGUCAAUUGCCGACGGAGGAUUUAGAUGCGCUUGUAUCCAUCACCUCCGAUGAAGAUCUCGUUAAUCUCAUUGAAGAAUACGAUCGGCAACAAUCAAAAUCUCUCAAAAUCAGAGCUUUUCUCUCGUUUCCACGGAGGCUAUCUCCGACUCCUUCCACCGCCUCCUCCGCUGUUGGAUCGUCUUCCUCAACCAGUACUGCCACGCAUGAGGCAGGAUCACCGAAAUCUUCUCUUUCCUCCACCUCUUUCUCCGUCGCGAGAUUUCCGGUUACCGCCGCAAAUCGCUGCGUCUAUAAUCUUUCAAAACCACAGGUUAAGCUUCCAUUCCGCUACAACAACUCUACCGGAAAGCUACCGCAUCCUAUAAUUGCCUUCAUCCUCUCUGUUUGUCAAUUUUCCGGCAAUGGUCUGGUUUUGAGUAAUUGCGUCACGUUAAUCGUAAUCCUCCGUUUGCGUUCACCGGCGGCAGUUCCGUCCAACGUCACCGUAUUUUGUCCUAUUCGUAACCUUCCCGGAAUCCCGGUGGCAGACUGGCAACUGGACGUCAUUAAUGGCGGAUGUGGUGGCUCCGGCGAGGUGGUAUGGAGUAACGACAAGGUAUACGGAGCCACAGGUUGGAGAUAG
Molecule: messenger RNA, 945 nt
Organism: Lactuca virosa
Lineage: Eukaryota; Viridiplantae; Streptophyta; Magnoliopsida; Asterales; Asteraceae
Source: the annotation of a GenBank genome assembly